CCCCGGCUGUGCCUGCCCAGCCCUUCCCAGCGCUCCUCUCCGCCCCGCGAGCCGGGAGGGCUCCAGGGACCGAAGCUCACCUGAGGCCGGGCGCCUUGCGCGGGGCCGCUUCUCUUCCUUAGCUUUCAGCACUUUUUGUAGAGGGCCUGAGGUUUAUUAGCGCCACACUGAAUAGAGAAACUGAGGCACAGAGAACCAACGCACCAAAAGGAACAGCAGAGCACGAAUGAGCCUUUCUGGGAGGUGCUUGGUGAGGAGCAUGGGAUUGACAUUACUGGGAACUACCGAGGGGAUUCACCACUGCAGCUGGAGCGAAUUAACGUGUACUUCAAUGAGGCUUAUUCCCAUAAAUACGUGCCCCGUUCCAUCCUGGUGGACCUGGAGCCUGGGACGAUGGACAGUGUCCGGUCCAGCAGAAUUGGGCCCCUCUUUCGACCAGACAACUUUAUCCAUGGUAAUUCAGGUGCUGGCAACAACUGGGCCAAGGGCCAUUACACAGAAGGUGCUGAACUGAUUGAAAACGUCAUGGAUGUGGUCAGGAACGAGUGUGAGAGCUGUGACUGCCUUCAGGGGUUCCAGCUCAUCCAUUCCCUUGGUGGUGGCACGGGCUCAGGCAUGGGGACGCUCCUCAUCAACAAGAUCAGAGAGGAAUAUCCCGACAGGAUCAUGAACACCUUCAGCGUUGUGCCCUCGCCCAAGGUGUCCGACACAGUGGUGGAGCCGUACAACGCCAUCCUCUCCAUCCACCAGCUGAUAGAGAACACAGAUGAAACCUUUUGCAUUGACAACGAAGCUCUGUAUGAUAUAUGCUUCAGGACAUUAAAGCUCACCAAUCCCACCUAUGGGGACCUCAAUCACUUGGUGUCCCUAACGAUGAGCGGCGUCACCACCUCGCUGCGUUUCCCCGGCCAGCUGAACGCGGAUCUACGGAAGCUGGCGGUGAACAUGGUGCCCUUUCCUCGCCUGCACUUCUUCAUGCCCGGCUUUGCCCCGCUGACAGCUCGGGGCAGCCAGCAGUACCGGGCCCUGACGGUGCCAGAGCUCACCCAGCAGAUGUUCGAUGCCCGGAACAUGAUGGCAGCCUGCGACCCCCGCCGCGGGCGCUACCUCACCGUCGCCUGCAUCUUCAGGGGCAGAAUGUCCACCAGGGAAGUGGACGAGCAGCUGCUGUCUAUCCAGACCAAGAACAGCUCCUACUUUGUGGAGUGGAUCCCUAACAACGUCAAAGUGGCCGUGUGCGACAUCCCGCCGCAAGGGCUGAAGAUGGCAGCCACGUUUAUUGGCAAUAACACGGCCAUCCAGGAGCUCUUCAUCAGGGUGUCCGAACAGUUCUCGGCCAUGUUCAGAAGGAAAGCCUUUCUCCACUGGUACACGGGGGAAGGCAUGGAUGAGAUGGAGUUUUCUGAAGCAGAAGGUAACACCAAUGACCUUGUGUCCGAGUACCAACAGUACCAGGACGCCACUGCAGAUGUGGAGGAAUUUGAAGAGGUAGAAGUGGAAGCAGAAGCCAAGCCAGAAAAGGAAGCAGAGUAAAAAGUAUCAAAACAUUCUCUGAAUGAGCCAGUUCACAUUCACUAAAGACAAAGCAAUAGCCAUCAUCUACAUACCCAAAAUAUCACUUUUCUUCAGAACUUUUUCUCUGCAUCUGGCCAAGUAUAUCUGAUAUUACAACACAGUGUUUUUGAAAUUAAUGGCAGCUCUGCUUUACUGUCUUAAACUGUUGAGAUCAAAUCUCUCCCAAAACCGAUCCACCAUGAAGACACGUUAUCUCAUACCAGCCUCUCCUGUAAAUGGAUUCACUUUUAGAAUAUAAUCACCAGAUACUGAAUGUACUAUACAGCCACUGUGCCUGUGUAUAUAGAUCAGGAUCAUAAGCAACAGCAAAACAGCUGUCAGCUCAUCACAUUUAUUUAUUCUCAGGUAAACACAGUCCCUGCUGAUCGUGAACUGUUUUAGGAACAUGUGCACAUCUCUGAGGCCUCCAAAGGCAGUGACUCUUACCACUCCACAGACUGAUGUAGAUCUGCAGAAACAACAGGGGGCAAAUGACUGAAUAUGCACAUUCUUAUUUUAUAAGUAUUCUAAUUGUUCUAUCACAUUGCUGGCUUAUAUUAUUGCAGAGCUUGUAUUCAUUAUCAUGGUGUGGUUUGUUUCUAUUUCUAACUACAGGUUGAGUUUCAUUAGCACACUAAGUUGUGACAUUGUGUAAAAGUUUUGGUGUGAUAUUUUUUUUCCUAGGUACUAACUACUGUAAUUUUUUUCCUAACAUUCAGUACAACAAAAAUGACAUAGAAUGGUUUGUAGUUUGUUAAUAUAAAUUCUACGGCAGUCAUCAAAACAAAAUCUUAUUUUGCCUUUGGUGAAAAAAAUUUCUUGACAUCACAGCUGCCUACUUAAAUGUAUUUAUAUUAUUCUUUUAAAAAAAGAUUAUAUACCAUUCUAUAAAGGUUUUAUACUUGAAACAUUUGAUAGACAAACCCCCAUAGUUUAUUCUUGCAAGAACUAACUUUGAAUUAAAUUAGUUACACUCUUAGAUGAAAAGGUUUAACAAAGGUUGUUGUACUCUGAAGAAGGCAACCCCUCAUGUUUGAGUUCAGUCUUGGUGAAGGAACCUGAAGCCAAUUCUCCUGUGCAGUGGGACAAUGUCACCCCUGCUGUGAGGACACAGGGAUGACAGCAGCAGGAAAAUGUGAAAACUUUCCCCAGAACCACACAAGCUUGAAGAGCAGCUUUGCCUCCCAGCCAAGAGCAGUGUCCCCCUCCAUUCCUGCUUCCCAGGGAACAUGUGUCCCUCUCCCUCUCCUGCUUCCAGUUUUCAAAACUAUAGGCUAUAUUCUCUGUUAAUACAGCUUUUAGCCAGGAUUUUUUCCAAAGUAAUCAUUUAAAUGAAGUAGGCAGAAAGGUUUUAAACAAUAAUCAAAUCUCUCACUCAUUUAUGUACCUGAAAUAUCAGCAUGACACACAGAAAGAGAUUUGGCUUAAAAAUAAACAAUGUUGCUACUGAAUGUCCAGAUUGUGCUAAAAGCAGUCUUUUAUUUUAACAGAACUGAAAAGUAAGUGUGUCUGUAGAACAGAAACUUUGUUUCAAGAGGAACUACAC
This is a messenger RNA of Vidua macroura (Pin-tailed whydah), 3100 nucleotides long. It is a transcript of the gene TUBB1, whose product is annotated as tubulin beta 1 class VI. The transcript has 5 exons. Lineage: Eukaryota; Metazoa; Chordata; Aves; Passeriformes; Viduidae. Gene Ontology annotation, biological process: microtubule cytoskeleton organization; mitotic cell cycle. The coding region runs from base 394 to 1533 and encodes 379 amino acids. The record is from RefSeq and is a predicted model, not a curated record. Gene Ontology annotation, molecular function: GTP binding; GTPase activity; structural constituent of cytoskeleton. Gene Ontology annotation, cellular component: cytoplasm; microtubule.